Molecule: messenger RNA, 591 nt
Organism: Monoraphidium neglectum
Lineage: Eukaryota; Viridiplantae; Chlorophyta; Chlorophyceae; Sphaeropleales; Selenastraceae
Exons: 5
Coding region: 1-591 (196 amino acids)
Source: RefSeq, a predicted model, not a curated record
AUGCGCAAGGGCACCUCCGAAUCCGUCCUGGCUCCAGGCUCGCCCGUGGCGCAGCUGUCUCCCACCUGGCGGAUGAUGCUCCUGAGCGACGGCUCUGUGACGCGCCACCUCGAGCUCAUCACCGGCGGGGAGACGACUGUGGAGUGCACCCAGAUGCGGGAGCUGGGGCAGGAGGAGAUGGAGGCCGCCGCGGUCCCUGCUGCGGCGCAGCGGAUCCCUUCGCCGCUGCUGCAGCGGCAGGUGCUGCUGCGGUCGUCCCCGGGGCCGCCCCUGGUGUAUGCUGCCUCUUGGUGGUGCGCCGCCACCGUGAGGCGCUACCUCCGGGACAGCGACAUGCCGAUCUGGAAGAGCCUGGGGGCGGGCAGGGUGGAGGUCUACAGAGAGAUACUGGACGUGUACCAGGGCCACAACCCCCGCCUGGAGGCGCUACUGCAGCACCCUGGGCCCUUCUGGGGCCGCAGCUACUUCUUCCUGCACGGCGGCCGGCCCCUUACGCUCAUCCACGAGGUGUUCAGCCCGCGGCUGGAGGAGCACCUCGGGCCGCAGCGGCCGGCGGCCCGCACGCGUGGCGCGCGGAGAGGGGUGGAGUAA